AAUCCCUGUCACAGAUGGUGGAGGUUAGCACCUUGAAUGUUGUGGAUGCAAUUUUACUGCAGCUUUACUCCUGCAUUUCACAGGAAAAACAGUAUCAAAUCUAACAAAAAGCAGAAAUGUGCCUAUAUUUUGGUAUAGAAUAUAUCAGGUUCAGAGCAUAAACGUGUGUCAUUAAACAAAGCACAGAGAAUCUAAUUGUAACGGAGGUCAAUGUUUUAUUUGCUGUUAUUAUGACGUUGUUGAUGUUUUUCAAACAGGCGCGCUACACGGACUGCUAUGCGCUGGCGAAGAUACGGGUCCUGGCUAGUGACGUAAUCCGCCGGCGACAAAAAGCGUCUUCUAAACAAUUUUUUUAGUGCGAGAUUUUUGUAGUAUUACUUUGAAAUCUUAACAUAAUGGCACUUGAAACGGUCCCCAAAGACUUGCGACAUCUUAGAGCGUGUCUUCUUUGUUCUUUAGUGAAGACCAUUGAUCAGUUUGAAUACGAUGGCUGUGAUAACUGUGAGUCGUACCUUCAGAUGAAGGGCAACCGAGAGAUGGUGUAUGAGUGCACAAGCUCCUCGUUUGAUGGUGUAAUAGCUAUGAUGAGUCCUGAGGACAGCUGGGUUGCCAAGUGGCAGAGGAUAGGUAAUUUUAAGCCAGGCGUGUAUGCAGUGUCAGUGACGGGCCGACUACCUCCAGGUGUGGUGAGAGAACUGAAAAGCAGAGGAGUGAUUUACAAAUCCAGAGACACAGCUGUGAAGUCAUGAGCCAAAUCUCUACAGCUUCAGGAAAAGGCAACAGUAGUGGGACUAAAUUUGACCUGUGAUGUCUUGUGGAACUUUACUCCAUGUGUACAAUUUUUAUUUUAUGUUAUCAUUUAGAAGUUAUAGAUUAUCAUAUGUUGGAUUCUUGAAUAUUUGAAAAAAUAAAAUGUUUUAUAAACAGCUAA
This is a messenger RNA of Betta splendens (Siamese fighting fish), 931 nucleotides long. RefSeq names its product SPT4 homolog, DSIF elongation factor subunit (gene supt4h1). Gene Ontology annotation, molecular function: RNA polymerase II complex binding; zinc ion binding. Gene Ontology annotation, biological process: chromatin organization; mRNA processing; positive regulation of DNA-templated transcription, elongation. The record is from RefSeq and is a predicted model, not a curated record. Bases 396 to 749 code for a protein of 117 amino acids. Gene Ontology annotation, cellular component: DSIF complex; nucleus. Lineage: Eukaryota; Metazoa; Chordata; Actinopteri; Anabantiformes; Osphronemidae. The transcript is spliced from 5 exons.